Molecule: messenger RNA, 3036 nt
Organism: Hemicordylus capensis (graceful crag lizard)
Lineage: Eukaryota; Metazoa; Chordata; Lepidosauria; Squamata; Cordylidae
Product: protein lifeguard 1-like
Exons: 7
Coding region: 213-1067 (284 amino acids)
Biological process (GO): negative regulation of apoptotic signaling pathway
Cellular component (GO): Golgi apparatus; endoplasmic reticulum; membrane
Source: RefSeq, a predicted model, not a curated record
CAACAGAACCUGGACCCCUCCUUGUGUGCCUGCCUGCCUGCCGGCCGGCCUGGGUGGCAGCAGAGAGAGAGGCUGGCAGGGAAGGGAGAGGGAAGAGGAGGACCCCUCCCCGAGGGAGCCUGGAGUCUAGGUUGGAAGGCCUGGCUGCAGCAGACGCAGCUUCACAGCUCUGAGGAGGUGGCAGAGGACGGGGGAGCCCCAGAGUCCCCGUCAUGUCUUCAUGCCGAGAGAGCUUCCUGGAAUUCCAGCCGGUAUUCGGUGGCCAGCUGGGCUCCCCUCAGGACCCCAACGCUCAACUGGGCCAAGGCCUGCCACAGCCUGAGAACCAGCCAGCCUCCAACUAUGGCACCCAGGAUCUCUCCACCGGUGGCUUGGAUGCCAGGAACGUCCGCAUGAGCUUCCUUUGGAAGGUGCUCCUGGUGCUGACUGUCCAGUCAAUGGCGACACUGGCCGUCAUGGCCGCCUUCCUCUUUCUGAAGGAGGUGAAGACGUUUGUGUGGAGCUCUCUCUGGAUCCUCAGCCUCCCUGUGGCCGGCUUCUUGUUUUCCGCCCUGAGCCUCCUGUGCUGCAGAGGACUCCGGCGAAAGGCCCCCUGGAACCUCCUUGUCCUCGCCAUCCUGACCCUGAGCCACUCCUGCAUGCUCAGCUUGAGGGCCAGCUUCUACACAACGGACAGCAUUCUCAUCGCCCUGGGCAUCAGUGCCGUCAUCUGCCUCCUUGCUGUGCUCUUCUCCAUCAAGGCCCCCUGCAACUUCACCUUAUACAUGGUGGUGCUCCUGGUGCUGCUGGUCCUCCUCUUAAUGGCUGGCCUCACUCUCACGUACCUCCCAGAAUUCAUGAUGGAAUUCACCUUUGCCACCAUGAGAUCCCUCUUCUUCACCUGGUUCCUGGUGGUGGAAACGCAGCUGCUCCUGGGGAACAAGCUGGUGGCCUUCAGCUGUGAGGAGUAUGUCUUGGCAGCCCUCCUCCUGUACGUGGACAUAUUCCUCGUCUUCACUGACAUCACGAGGGCCGUUUAUGCCUUUGGCUUCGUGCUCAAGCUUCUGAAGAUUCUCCCUUUGGGGUAGAGUCCCUUCCUCACAAGCCCUGCUUCGCCUCCUGCUGCCGCCGCCUCCUCCUCCUCUUCCUCCUCUGGCAGCUUUGUCUUUCCCUCCCCUUUUUGUAUUCCUAGAAUCCAAGUUCACCACCUACCCACCCCUUGUACAUUUCCGGGGAAGGCCACAUGACAGGGGUUCAGGCAGGAAAUGGUCCAGCCCCCUGGGGGAAGCCAGGAGAGGGUGAGUUGCUCGGUCCCCACCCUGUGAGGGGUUGUCGGCCCCUCCAGAGAAAAGGACUCCUCUGCUCUGCAUCUCCCCGAAGUGACUUUAGCGGAAGGACUCUGUCUCUGCAAACAGAUGCUGUUCUUUGAUCUAUUGGAAUGGAAACAGGAAUGUUGAUUUCCUUUGGCCCCAGACAUGCUGCCCAGACUGUUUUUUCCUCCCCCAGGCAUGGGAUGCCAAGAGUCUUCUAUUCCGCGUGUGGGGGUGGAGCCUUCCCUGCACGCCAACCCUUUGCUUGCUGGAGCUCUUUUAUGGAGACGAGUGAAGUUCCCCACUCUUCAGCCAGACGCUCUGCACCCCACACCUGGCCUUGCCAUGUGGCUGGCUGGGGGGCGGGGGCUGCACUGCUGCUACUACCUGAGCAGCCCCCACUCUGCCCCUGGGCUGGCCUCAGCACCAAGCUGCAUCCAUAGGAUGACUACUGACAGGAAGGAGCUGCUGGAUACCGGCUCUCCUCCAUUUGGCCGGUCUUGGCGGGAGGGAGGGAGCCGCCCCCAGGGAGUGCCAGGCCAGUGCAUCCCUGCAGGGAAGCGGCAAGGGAGGGUGCGGAGAGGAGGCCUCGGACCUUACAGGGCUGCGGUGGGGAAACUCACAGCUAGCAUGGCUAGCUUGUUUCUUGCGGAACUCCCAGGGCUAAAUAGUCUUCUGCCUGUCUGCUUUCUCUCUCUCUCUCUGCACACACACACACACACACACACACACACACACACUGGUGGUGCACUGAGAGGCCUUGAGGGCUGCUGCAGGGGCCGGGGAGAGCAGCCCCAGGGGCCCAGGAAGGGCUGUGGUGGAGUGAUGUUUCCAAGCCGGGGGAGGGGGGCUAUGCACAAGAGGCACCUUCCAGAAGACCAUAAGAGCACCCUGGCUGGAUCAGGCCCAAGGCCCAACUAGUCCCCAACCUUCUUCCCAACAGUGGCCCACUGGAUGCCUCCAGGAAGCCCACAAGCCAGAGACGAAGGCAGCUCAAGCCUCCCACUGUGGCUGUGGGGCCCUUUUGUCCCCCGUCAGGACAAGAGGACUCUGCUCGCUCCCAGGACACGUUGUCAGACUCUCCCCAGAGGGAGCUCUUUCCUCCCAUUUGCUCCCUCAUGGCUGGGAUGGUGCCAGGUAAACUGAGGCAACAAGGCUUGCAAGGGAGGCAAAAAACAACAAAAGGGAAUUUGAGGGAUGUGUCUGAAAGAAGCGGAAGGCCAAGGACCUGGCAGCUCUGCUCCUUCCAGAAGACGGCGAAAUGGCCACGGGGGGGUCAUGUGCCAGACAUCACUGGAGGGGGAGAGGAGGGUGCCAGCUGAGAACGUGCGUUUGAUCCCAGCUGAGCCUUUCACCCAACCAAGGGAACCCUCUGGUCCUAGGCUGUGGCUAGGCCAGGCAUUGUUCCAACCAGUAAAAAAUUAAGAAAAGGGAUAGUUUCCCCCUAAUAUCUCUUUUAUUUUGUGUGUGUGUGUGUGUGUGUGUGUGUGUGUGUGUGUGUUUAUAUAUAUGCAGCAGUACUCAGUCAUUGACAUAUAGGUCAAGGCUCGCCUUUGAACAGGUUUCAGCUUCUGAAGACAGUAGCAAGCACAAAAUACAGUCAUCCCUCGCCAAGCACUGGCGUUCCAUUCCGGCAAAACCUCGCUGUUGGCAAAUUCAUGGUUUGGCAAGGCAUUAAAGUCUAUGGGAAACGGGGUUGGGGCAGCACGGCCAUAAAAAGACCUAAAAAUAAAGGACUGAACAAGCA